Messenger RNA from Lactuca saligna, 942 nucleotides. Lineage: Eukaryota; Viridiplantae; Streptophyta; Magnoliopsida; Asterales; Asteraceae. The record is from the annotation of a GenBank genome assembly.
AUGAAGAAGUGGUGCCUCAAAACGCCUGUUAUCGAGCCAAACAUUCCUUCUUCACCAGUGAGGGGUUCUCCAGUUCAAUCAAUUUUCGAGGAGACUGAAAAUCUUGAUGGCAAUGUGGAAACUUCGAUAGUGGACACAACCAUCAAUCAUGGUGAACAAACUAAACAUUCAACUCUUGAGAAUACAUCGGUCAUAAAGCCUGGAGUUUCGCUUAUGGAAUCAUUUCAUGAGGACGUACGAACUUCAAACAUCACUACACACGUACCUGAUACGGAAUUAUAUCUACCGAAGCUUAAGCUUCAUCAUAUGGAAGAGUCUGCUGAUUUACGAAUAAAAUCUCAACUUGAAACUUUUAAUGGUGCCAUACGUGACUUGAAAGAAACUGCUAAGUCUCAUCAUAUUCUCUUUGUUCAAGACGUGAAGACAGUUCGUGAGGAUGUAGAUAUAAUUAUUGAUGUUGUGACCAUAGCCAUUGAUUUUUAUUCUUCUUUCGGGGUGAAGUUUGAUUCAAAAUCAGAGGUGGAUGCCAAGAGUUUUGGGAAUGUUGAAAAUAUUUUGAAAGAAUUAAAGGAUCUGGUGUCUGUUAUUUCUCGUGAAGCAUCCAUUGAAAAACUUCGCAUGCUAAAGUCAACCAUUCAAAAAGAAUUGGCUCCACUUGUGAAAUUCAUAAAUUUUGUGCCAACAAAUUCCCCGCCUGUGAGCACAAGAGUCUUGACUACUCAGAUUCCCACUUCUCUUCUAAGAAUUUCGAUUGUAUCUACAUCAACAAUAACAACAACAAGGCCGGUAGCAAAGGGAAUUGUUAUUGGAUCUGCUGGAGGAGAUUCUAGUUCAACAAAGCCAAAUCCAAUUGAACAAGAGAAAGAUAACGGUAAAAGCAUAAGUCAUGAAUUGUUGAAGGAGGAAAGAAAAGCUGCUCUGGAAGAUGAAAUGCAGAAGUAG